Molecule: messenger RNA, 492 nt
Organism: Neoarthrinium moseri
Lineage: Eukaryota; Fungi; Ascomycota; Sordariomycetes; Amphisphaeriales; Apiosporaceae
Exons: 1
Coding region: 1-492 (163 amino acids)
Biological process (GO): positive regulation of translational elongation; positive regulation of translational termination
Molecular function (GO): translation elongation factor activity; ribosome binding; RNA binding
Source: RefSeq, a predicted model, not a curated record
AUGCCUUCUGCAGACAAUUUCGAGGACGACUUUUCAAAUGGCAGUGCAGAGGCAUCUCUCACUUUCCCACGUUCUGCCAACGAUAUCCGUGUUGGUGAUUACAUUCUUCUAGAUGACAGCCCCUGCAAGGUGACCGAUCUCUCGAAGGCUCAAACGGGGAAACACGGCGCUGCCAAGGUCAUACUCUCAGGUACAGACAUCUUCACUGGGAAAAAACACGGAGGCAGUUACUCUUCUUCACACAAUGUGCCGGUGCCCAUCGUCACGCGUCGGAAUCAUCUCCUCCUUGACGUAUCUAACGACGGAUAUCUCACUCUCUUCGAUGCCGGCACUAAAACUGAAAAGACUGAUGUUAAGCUUCCCGAGGGCAAGGUUGGAGACAAGAUCAAGGACAAGUUCGACAGGGAAUUUGAGGUGGACCUAUUUGCCACUGUCCUCUCCUCCAUGAAUCACCAGAUUGUGGUUGAUGUGGUUGACAAAGAGCGUGAUUGA